AUGCAGCAGGAGCUGUGGCUGAGGGCCAAAUCUCAGGUGCUCUCUUCCCUGAAACCUGUGUGUGCCAUGCGGGCCGCUGCCUCUCAGUCUCUCCCCGUACGGUCCUCCGAGCAUGACCCGCAGACUGCAGCGUCGAACAGUCAUGUCCUUACACAACCUCACUCCCCCAACUCAGUACGUCCAUCGCACGUCAGGACAAGAGCAUCCAACAAGACGCUUGCCUUUAAUAACGGAACUGCUUACCUCCAUGGUCACAACAGAGAACAUGUCAUUAAACAUGAUGUCAGCAACAGCACCUUACCAGAGAAAGCACACAAUCCCAUAAAGGCAUCUCGAAGCCACCAGGAACUUCAUAAAGAACUUCUUUUGGCUCAUAAAAAGGGACUGGUGAUGUGCUGUAAGCCAGAACUGCAGGUGGUUCUGGAGAGGCGUAAGAGAGAGCAAACGGAGAGAGAGGAAGGAGAGCAGAACAGGAGUCCCCUGGAGCAGGUUUUCCUCAAACGCCAGCAGAAGAACCAGGAGAAGGAAAAGGAGCACGAGGAGAAAGUUCGCGAGGAGGCUCAGCUCCUGGAAUUUGUGCGUGUCAGACAGAACCUGAAGAAAGUCCACUCGGCUCUGCACAAGAAUGCAAACUCAUGA
Chanos chanos (milkfish) is the source of this 639-nucleotide messenger RNA. RefSeq names its product protein FAM107B. The transcript has 4 exons. Gene Ontology annotation, cellular component: stress fiber; neuron projection; synapse. Bases 1 to 639 code for a protein of 212 amino acids. Gene Ontology annotation, biological process: actin filament bundle assembly; regulation of actin cytoskeleton organization; actin filament polymerization. NCBI's taxonomy places the organism in Eukaryota, Metazoa, Chordata, Actinopteri, Gonorynchiformes, Chanidae. The record is from RefSeq and is a predicted model, not a curated record.